Messenger RNA from Yamadazyma jaroonii, 681 nucleotides. NCBI's taxonomy places the organism in Eukaryota, Fungi, Ascomycota, Pichiomycetes, Serinales, Debaryomycetaceae. The record is from the annotation of a GenBank genome assembly.
AUGAGUGAUAAGACUAAUACUGCAAAUUCUUUGAAGGAAAGAGAGAAAAGGAAAAGGCAGGUCCUUAAACCAAUUCUUGAUAAUCCUUUCACAACAGUGAAUUGGCCAUUUGUAGAACCACAAAAAGCAGAAAUCAUUUUAGAGCAUUUAUGUCUCAUUUUGAACCAAAUAUCAACUUAUAAGAAUAAUGUGAAAAAUUCAACUAAACCUCCUCCGCCACCAGAAGUAAUGAACAAGACCAUUUUAGGGUUCAAUGAAAUCACCUCAGCAUUGGAAAAACAAGCAAAAAGCGAACAUGAUACUACAAUAAAUUACGUUUUAGUGUGUAAGUAUGAUCUCCAACCAAGUAUAUUGACUCAACACUUCCCUGUCCUUACUUAUACUGCUUCAAAAGGUAGCAACACUAGUAUAAAAUUAGUUCAAUUACCGAGAGGAAGUCUUGAAAAGAUUUCUGAUGCAGUAGGUGAAAACGUAGGUAUAAUAGGACUUAUGAAUGGAAUACCUCAUAGUGAAGCUUUGAUGGAAGUGUUAAAUCUGAUAGAUGAUGUAAACGUUCCAUAUUUGGAAACUGAAGAAUUCCAAAAGUUACAAAUCAAGUUCAUAUCAACCUCAAUGCCAAUUGGAGUACCCAAAAAUGAUCAGAAACAAAAGAAGAAGGUUGAAAAAGUUAUUAAGAAGUAA